UCUAUGCCACUCAUGGUUUGUUGAUGUUAGAUGGUUUGUUAUUGUCAUAUGCUAAUUUUGAAUAUGGAGAAAUAUUUUCAAAUCACAAAUGUAAAAUAGAAUUGACCUCGUUUAUUUCUGAAAUGGCUUUGUAUGAUAAUAAAUAUUGGCUCUUAUCUCAUAUUAGAAAUUCAUUCAUAUCUACGGAUGACACAGGUAUGUGUGAAUUAGUUAUGGUAGGAGAAAAUAAGGAUGUGAAACAACAUCUGAAAUGUGCAGAACCCUACCCAGAGCCAGACGAAAGUGAAGACGAGGAAGAUGAUUUUGAAUCCUAUGAAAUGCAAAUGGAAAUGGACUUCAAUAUCCGGGAUAGGUCCAAUACUGUUUCACACAUAGAGAAAAUAGAACUUGCGAGGAAAAAGGCAUCGAAAAUCAGACACAUUAAAUGGGAAAAAAGUGAAAAUGUUAAUAACGAUGAUAUGUUUGUGAAAAAAGACAUUUCACAAUCGACUGAAUCAAAAAAACAAGGUUCAAUGUUGACAACUUUAUUGAAUAGUCAUUCUGAAGUCCCAAAAAAUCCCUACAUGGAAUUUGCUAAGUUUGAUGGAAGUGGACAAGUUAAUAUUCCAACAAAGAAGUAUAAGAUCUUUUUGACAAUGUUGCCUCCUCAACAGCGAAACUACCCCAUACAUAUUUGCUGUAUUGCCUCUGCCAAAGUUCUGGAACUCAUUGGACUCACCUUGCUGAAAUACAGUCAUAAUCAUGGAAUUUCAAAUCUUAAGGCUGCUGCGCGUUAUGGAUUAUACAUUACAGAGGAAGAUGGUGAAGUAGAUAGAGAUUUUCCUUGUCUGGACCCUAAGGAGCCAAUUUCAAAAUUUGGCUUUACAUGCUUAGGACUUGUUGAACACAGUGAUAUUACCAAAUCCGUAAGUUUUCCAGAAGAAAGCCAGAACUCUUCCAAUGAAAAUCUUGGAAGAACUCGACUAAUCUCGGAAAAGGCUAAGGUCGAAGAGACUAAGCAGAUGGAAAAUGAUAUGCAAGCAGUUGAAGAACACAACAAACUGAUGGAAGCACCUUUAUAUCGUUCGUUUGAAGCAGUUAUGAUUAAUAAAGUGAAACCCAGAGUUGAGGUUAAUAUUGGAGUAAGUGGUGAAAGAAUAGAAAUUGAUCCAGUCCCACAGAAAGGUGCAAAAUUGUUACCCUUCAAGCUUAAAGCAAUCAGCCAUUCGAUAGACAGCAUUGCCAGUUGUGAAGUUACUGAUAUUAAAGCUGAUAAGUCAUAUUUCAGAAUUGUGUACAGUACCACUAACAGCGGAUAUCCUACAGGACAACGCGAAAGUUCAAGUAGCGCUUCGAGUAACUCUCCUUCAAUACAAAAUUCAUCUAACUUCAAACAUUAUGAUUUUGAGAGUGAUCACAGUACCACAAAGCAUAUAGUCAAGAAGCUCAAACUUAUUUUAGACCUGAAAUCCAGCUUCUUGAGGAACGAGUAUCUUUCAUCCAAAGAGAAGAAAUCAAAUAGAAGGAAAAAUUUCAACAUUAUGAAGUGAUUUAUAUGUACCUGUAUAUGUAUUUAUUUUUUGUUAAUUUUCCUCAUUUUCAAAUAUACCAGUAUUAUUAAAUUUA
Molecule: messenger RNA, 1605 nt
Organism: Leptinotarsa decemlineata (Colorado potato beetle)
Lineage: Eukaryota; Metazoa; Arthropoda; Insecta; Coleoptera; Chrysomelidae
Gene: Sin1
Product: SAPK-interacting protein 1
Biological process (GO): TORC2 signaling
Cellular component (GO): TORC2 complex; plasma membrane; cytoplasm
Molecular function (GO): phosphatidylinositol-4,5-bisphosphate binding
Source: RefSeq, a predicted model, not a curated record